Myiozetetes cayanensis is the source of this 1072-nucleotide messenger RNA. It is a transcript of the gene RMDN1, whose product is annotated as regulator of microtubule dynamics 1. Gene Ontology annotation, molecular function: microtubule binding. The record is from RefSeq and is a predicted model, not a curated record. Bases 46 to 963 code for a protein of 305 amino acids. The transcript is spliced from 10 exons. NCBI's taxonomy places the organism in Eukaryota, Metazoa, Chordata, Aves, Passeriformes, Tyrannidae. Gene Ontology annotation, cellular component: mitotic spindle pole; cytoplasm; spindle microtubule.
GCGGAGCGGCUCCUCCGGAGGCGGGGGGCGGUGCUGGCGGCGGCGAUGGCGACGCUCAUGGCGGUGCUAGCGCGGUCCUUUCGCCGCGGUCCUGCCGGCCAGGGGCUGCGGCUCCGGCGGGAGGCGACGGGCGGCCCGUGGGGCCGGGGCCGGACGCGGAGCGAGGUGCUUAGAAAAAGCUUUCAAAAGGGGCUUGUGCUGUCAACAGGGUCCUUUUUGGUUUAUGAAGCUCAUAAGCUGAAUUUUGGCUUUGCUGAGGUUCAUGCAAGCUUCAAAGUGGAAGAAGUGAUAGAACAAGCAGACUACCUGUAUGGGAGUGGAGAAACUGAAAAGCUGUAUCGGUUGCUGGUUCAGCAUAAAAAUAGUGAUGAUGCGGAGCUGUUGUGGCGGCUGGCACGGGCAUCGCGAGAUCUAGCUCAGCUUAGUAGUACUUCUGCAGAGGAGAAGAAACAACUGACGUAUGAUUCCCUUCAGUAUGCAAAAAAGGCACUCGAAAAAAAUGAAUCAAAUUCUGCAGCGCACAAGUGGUUUGGAAUUUGCCUCAGUGAUGUUGGAGAUUAUGAAGGAAUCAAGACUAAAAUUGGAAAUGCUAUUGUUAUCAAGGAGCAUUUCCAGAGAGCCAUUGAACUAAAUCCAAAAGAUGCUACAACAAUUCAUCUUAUAGGGAUUUGGUGUUACUCCUUUGCUGAAAUGCCAUGGUACCAAAGAAAAAUUGCUGCAACGCUGUUUGCCACACCACCAACUUCCACGUUUCAAGAGGCUCUACGGUACUUUCACAUGGCAGAGGAAGCCGAUCCAAAUUUCUACAGUAAAAAUUUGCUAUUUUUGGGGAAGACAUACUUGAAGUUAAACAAUAAAAAGAUGGCUCUUCUCUGGUUAAGCAAAGCAAAGGAGUAUCCUGCACAGACAGAAGAGGACAAACAGGUACAGAAAGAAGCUUUGGAGCUACUUAAUUCUAUAUAAGAAGAAAAAAGAUAUUGGGAAUUCAGUGCCUCGGGUUUGAGCAGCAUAGGAAAAAGGCCCCAAAUACUACUUUGGUUUAUUGAACCUAUUAAUAAAAGUAUAGCCCAGA